Molecule: messenger RNA, 650 nt
Organism: Hevea brasiliensis (rubber tree)
Lineage: Eukaryota; Viridiplantae; Streptophyta; Magnoliopsida; Malpighiales; Euphorbiaceae
Exons: 4
Coding region: 194-523 (109 amino acids)
Source: RefSeq, a predicted model, not a curated record
UUCUACGCCCCCUUCCUUUAUUCAGGAAGGCCUAAAUUGGACAUGGGUGAUGGUUCAUAAAAGCCCAUCUCCUGAUCAGGACUGUGCCUUGGCUUCAAUAUUGUAGACCUCCACUAUCAUUUAUCAUCUGCUUUUCUCCUUUUCCAUUCUUUCCAAUUCAACCUCGAUUCUCCAAAUUCACCAAUACAACACCAUGAUUAGCAUUCUUGCACAAGAGCGUCUGCUUGGUACUGCUUUGGGGAUUGCUUUUGUGGGUUUUGUUGUUUUUGAGCAAAGGAAACGCAUCUAUGAAUCCAUUUCUGCUGAUCGUAAUCAAUUGGAUGCCCAAUCUCAGUUGAGAGAGCCUAUAUUCGGAAAGCAAUUUCGCUCGCAGUUUGAACUUAUGUGGAACAAAGCUGUGGAUGAGACAUUUAGACCUGUGGUUGCUUCUCUUAAUUCACAGAGAACCGCACUUCCUCUUUUCCUUCUUAUUCUGGUUGCAUUCAAAGGACUUCCCACGAAAUCCCAUAUUUGCCUGCUCUAAAUAUCAGAAAACCCAAAUAGACUGCACGGACCAAUGAUCAACACUCGUCGCCAAAAUUCCAUGGCAAGUGAUCCUGAAAGCGUUGAAUUCCCUGGUGAACCUCAAAAUGGGAUCAAUGGUCUCACAA